Messenger RNA from Verticillium nonalfalfae, 1689 nucleotides. RefSeq lists its product as uncharacterized. The transcript has a single exon. NCBI's taxonomy places the organism in Eukaryota, Fungi, Ascomycota, Sordariomycetes, Glomerellales, Plectosphaerellaceae. The coding region runs from base 1 to 1689 and encodes 562 amino acids. The record is from RefSeq and is a predicted model, not a curated record.
AUGAAGUUUGAACUCGUCACCCUCGGCCUCCUUGGCAUGGCUUCUGCGAGCCCUGCGCAGCCGCUUGCGCACAGCCCCCGAAGCAACAUCGUCAAGCGCCAGGUCCCCCAGGAGCACUCUCACGAGAUCUUCCUGACGAUCACCCGCGAGUUUCUCAACCUCAACAACCCCAAGGGCAUUGCCGAUCCUGUCUUCGGCCUCCUCGGUGACGCUGCCGCUUCCAAGGGCGCCGGCAAGGUCACCAACCUGGCAUGCCUCAAGCAGGAGACUGCUGACCAGGCCUUCACCAACGCCAAAAAGGUGGGAGACAUUCGCGGCAUGUCCGCUGCCCUCGUCUACCAGGCCCUCGAGCGCAACACCGGCUCUGUUGGCGGCGUCAGUGCCGCUUGCACUGACAAGCCCGUCAACCCUGAAAUCGGCGCGUUCGCCCAGCACCAGGAUGCCGCCGGUCCUGGCGCCCUCGCAGGCAACAAGGCCAUUGCCCUGGCUCUGGCCAAGCAGCUGGCCCUCAUCGGCGGCGAUCCACUCCUCGCGCUUGAGAGUGGCACCUUUGUCGCCGGAGACCUCAAUGACAGGACCGCCGCCGGCAAGUCCUGCGACAGCGCCAAUGACCCCGUCGGCUGCAUUUUCACCCAGCGCCUCCUUCUCCUCGAUGCUACCCCUGACGAGAUCAAGGCCGCCGUUCAAGGUGUCGUCCCGGCCUUCACGGGCACCGGCCAGCUCAAGGCCACCCACAUUGACUUUGCUGGUCUUCCCGUCGCCGCUGCGGCCGGCGCCCCUGCUCCUGCCGGCCCGGCUGCUGCGAAGCCUAACGUCACACCUCUCGCCUCAGCUCCCGGCGCUGGCAACGCCGUUGCGAAGCCAGCCGCUUACGCACCGGGCGACGAUGAGUGCGAGCCUGUGAAGCCCACUACGACUACCACCCGGAGCUGCACCGUCAUCACCAAGACCGUCCCCGCCACUGACGUCCCGACUACCCCGGCCGGCAACAACAUUCAAACCUUCACUGGCACCCUCGGCGGCGUCGCCCCUCCCGUCAUCAAGGGUACCGGUGACCGCCCCUUCUCCGUCAACGGCAACACCUUUACCGGUGCCGGUGCCGCCCUUGGCCGCUCGUGUGACAUUCAGCACAACGCCUGCGCCAACGCCGCCAACACGGGCAAGCUGACCGGCGGUGUCGGCCAGUGCGACACUCAGAACACCCAGUGUCACGCUGCCAGCUCCCUCAGCAAGCGCUUCCUCCGCGAGCGCCGCCAGGCCACACCUGCCGCCGGCAACUUUGGCACCUGCACGGACCCUAGCAUCAAGUUCGCCGCCGGUCUCGACGGUCGCAAGGAGUCGGCCUUCAUCCCCAACAACCUCAAGGACUUUGGCCACGGCUCCGCUCAAAAGGUCGGCAUUAUCGCCGGCUUCAUCUGCCAGCGCCUCAGCGACUCGUGCAAGGCGCCCGCCGCCAUCCAGGCCACGUGCGCCCAGGCCAGCGCCGCCGCCGUCGCUGCCACCCAGAACCAGGCUGCUGCUGAUGCCUUCAACGGCAUCCUCCUCGGCAAGGCGGCCGCGCUUCCCGCCAAGACUACGCCUACGCCGGCGGCCGGCGUUGCCGCUGCUAUCACGCCUGCACCGGCUACUGGCGAGGACGCGCACCCGCCGCCUGCUCCUGCCGUCAUGUAUAUCACCAAGUGUACGUAG